Lodderomyces parapsilosis is the source of this 1308-nucleotide messenger RNA. RefSeq lists its product as uncharacterized. Lineage: Eukaryota; Fungi; Ascomycota; Pichiomycetes; Serinales; Debaryomycetaceae. The record is from RefSeq and is a predicted model, not a curated record. The transcript has a single exon. Bases 1 to 1308 code for a protein of 435 amino acids. Gene Ontology annotation, molecular function: protein binding.
AUGUCAGCACAAGAAAGUCACAACACACUGGAGGCUCACCAAGUUGAAGAUGCUCAAUCCAAUGAAGAGGAAUUCAUUGACGUGAAUGAAGUUGGUGAGGAAGUUUACGACGACGAUGGUGCAGCUCAGCCGCCACCAGAUGAUGAUGAUAAUGAUGCCGACGAGAUGGAAAUAAAUGAUGAAGAAGAUGAACACGAACACGAGACAUUGGAGAUUGACAUGUCGAAUAACUCAUGGUCCUAUUUUGAUAAACAUCAGGAUAGCGUUUUUACUAUAGUUGCUCAUCCUAGAUUGCCUAUGGUUUUAACAGGUGGUGGUGAUAACGUUGCUUACCUUUGGACCACCCACUCUCAACCACCGAAAUUUGUAGGUGAAAUACAAGGUCAUACCGAAAGUGUCAUAUCAGCAGGUUUCACAAACGAUGGGAAAUAUCUAAUAACCGCAGAUAUGAAUGGUCUUGUACAAGUAUUUAAAACCAGUAAAGGAGGGGAAAAAUGGAACAAAUUUGGCGAAUUGAACGAGGUUGGGGAAGUUUUAUUUGUCACUGCGCAUCCUGAAUUGAAUUAUUUUGCGUUUGGAGCAAAUGAUGGGUCCAUAUGGGUUUAUCAAAUUGAUGAGGAGAGUAAACUGUUGGUUCAGAUAAUGUCAGGGUUCAGUCAUACAUUGGAAUGUAAUGGUGCUGUUUUCAUUCCUGGUAAAGAUGAGAAUGAUUUGACCUUGGUUUCUAUAUCAGAAGAUGGAACUGUGGUGAAUUGGAAUUGUUUCACUGGUGCCGUCAACUACAAGUUACAACCACACGAUGACUUCAAGGGUGUGGAGAGCCCUUGGGUCACAAUCAAGCAUUAUGGUCAUGUGAUUGCAGUUGGUGGAAGAGAUGGGCAGCUAUCAAUUAUUAAUAAUGACACUGGGAAAAUAUUGACGUCGGUAAAGACCUUGGACAAUGUAGAGGAUGUUGCUGAAUUAUCAAUUGAAGCAUUGUGCUGGUGCAACAACAAAAAUAUCAAUUUGCUAGCAGUUGGUCUUGUAUCAGGUGAUGUAUUAUUGUUUGAUACACAACAAUGGAGAUUGAGAAAGAAUUUGAAAGUUGAUGAUGCAAUUACUAAACUAGAGUUUAUCAAUGAUACACCCUUCCUUGUUGGAUCUUCAAUGAACGGGAAAAUUUACAAGUGGGAUGCCCGUACUGGUGAAGAGUUGUUUGUUGGUGUUGGCCAUAAUAUGGGUAUCUUGGAUUUUGCAAUCUUGGAAAAUGGUAAAAAAGUGGCCACUGCUGGUGACGAAGGUGUUUCAUUAUUGUUUGUAACUGAAUAG